Messenger RNA from Sipha flava (yellow sugarcane aphid), 3162 nucleotides. It is a transcript of the gene Oamb, whose product is annotated as octopamine receptor Oamb. Bases 87 to 2276 code for a protein of 729 amino acids. The record is from RefSeq and is a predicted model, not a curated record. Gene Ontology annotation, molecular function: G protein-coupled amine receptor activity. Lineage: Eukaryota; Metazoa; Arthropoda; Insecta; Hemiptera; Aphididae. Gene Ontology annotation, cellular component: membrane. The transcript has 2 exons. Gene Ontology annotation, biological process: adenylate cyclase-activating adrenergic receptor signaling pathway.
CCGCUGUCGCAUCCGACGACGACCGCGAACGGACAGCGGCCGCACCGGAUCGGACCGAAACGCGCACCGCUGGUGUCCCGGACCCGAUGAACCGGACCGAGUGCCAGACGCUGCGCGACUCGUUGGUGUGGAAGGACGCGCAGGUGCUGGGUGCCCUGGCCGGCCUGUCGUUCAUCGCUCUGAUCGUCACCGUCGGCAACACGCUGGUCGUGGCCGCCGUGUUCAACAGCUCCAAGCUGCGCUCGCCCACCAACACGUUCAUUGUGUCGCUGGCUGUCUCCGACCUGAUGGUCGGCGUGGCCGUGCUGCCGUUCAGCGCCACCUGGGAGGUGUUCAAGGUGUGGCUGUUCGGCGAUUACCUAUGCUCCGUGUGGUUAGCCGUAGACGUGUGGAUGUGCACGGCCAGCAUCCUGAACCUGUGCGCCAUAUCGCUGGACCGGUACCUGGCGGUGACGCGGCCGGUGCAGUACCCGAGCCUGAUGACCAGUUUCCGGGCCAAGGUGCUGGUGGUGAUCGUGUGGGUGCUGAGCUUCGUCAUAUGCCUGCCGCCGUUGGUCGGCUGGCGGGACACGCACAUCCCGACGGAGGCGUCCACCGUGCUGAUCCGGAACCAGCUGUACCGGAACGAGACGAGCCGGCCGCAGCACGAGACGCUGCCGCCGUGCCCGUGGAUAUGCGAGCUGCCCAACAACAAAUGGUACGUGGUGUACUCCGCGCUGGGCUCCUUUUACAUUCCGAUGUUUGUCAUGCUGUUCUUCUACUGGCGCAUCUACAAGGCGGCCGUGCACACGACGCGCGCCAUCAACCAGGGCUUCCGAACAAUGCGCAGCCGCCGCACGUUCGGCAACCGGUUCGAUGAGCAGCGGCUCACGUUGCGCAUACACCGCGGCCGUGGCUCGUCUCUCAAGCAGCCCCCCGCGGCCGUGGCCGUGCCCGUUAACGGGUCGUCGUCGCCGGACGUGAACAGGCCGUCCAACAGCCGGCGGCCGUCGGUGCGGCGCAGCAACCACGAACGGAUCAAGAUCAGCGUCAGCUACCCAAGCUCGGACUGCAUAAGCGCCACCACGACCGCGACCAACGAAAAGCCCACGACCACGGACGCCGCGGCGGCCACCGCGGCUGCGGCGGCGGUGGUAGCGGCGGCUGCGGCGGCUGCGGCUGCUGCGGCUGCGGCGGCGACCGCGGACGCGAACGGCAACUCGCCGCCCGAAACGCUCAGCCAAAAGUCGCGCAGUUCGUUCUCGUCCACCACGUCGCCGACCAGCUCGAGCCCCCUGUACGCCGUCCACUACACCGCGACCGAAACGUAUCAGCACCAGCGAGCCACGGUGCGCGCCGUCACCGACCCGUCGUCGUGCCAGUUGCGCGUGUCCGGCGGUGGCGGAAGUCGGAAGGAACACCGCCGGUGUAGCGCUGGUGACACGGCGUCACCGCACUCGCGACUGCUGCUCACGUCGUCGUCCACGGGCGACCAUCAUCUGCACCACCACCACCACCAGCAGCAGCACAACCACCAGAACAAUCAUCAUCUGCUGGGCGGCCGGCCCGCUUCCGCUUCGGCCACGUGCAAGGAACAACUGUCGCCGUCGCCGUCGUACGACGGAUCCACCGGCAACACGGACGGUGGUGGCCACCACACGCCCGUCGGUGCAGCGAGCGGCUCGUCCUCGGCGUUGGUAGCCAACAGCAAGUCCAAGUUCACGUCGAAAAUGAUGGGCGGCGGCAAGCGGAACAUCAAGGCGCAGGUGAAGCGGUUCCGGAUGGAGACCAAGGCGGCCAAGACGCUGGGCAUCAUCGUGGGCGGGUUCAUCGUGUGCUGGCUACCGUUCUUCACCAUGUACCUGGUCCGGGCGUUCUGCCCUACGUGUAUACAGCCCACGCUUUUCUCCGUCAUGUUCUGGCUGGGCUACUGCAACAGCGCCAUCAACCCGAUGAUCUAUGCGCUUUUCAGCAAGGACUUCCGGUUCGCGUUCAAGCGCAUCAUAUGCCGAUGGUGCUGCUGGGGCUCGGCCGGUGACUCGGCCGCCGGCAUGGGCGGCGGCGGCGGUGGCCUAACCGUGGCCGACUACGGCCGUCGCAAAGGGUCGGACGGCUCGCAGCUGGGCGCCAGCAGCCAGUGCCCGUCGCCGCGCAACCGGUACGGCUGCAUAAUGUUGGCCGGUGGCGACUCGGGCACUGGUGCCGCGGGCUCUGAUGAGUGCAGUACGCGCAGCUUGCGACUUCUCCAGUACUCGAACAGCGAGCCGCUCGACGAACCGUGUUCGGACGACAGGUGAUGGCCGAAGACGCGCAACCAUUGCGGAUCACCGCCUCGACACAAGGGCCGACUGCCGUUCUUCGUUUUCGCGUGUCUUUAUCAUUAUUUGUUUUUAUCUAUCAUUGUUUAAUCAUUGGCGUAUAUCAUAAUUAUUAUUAUAAAUAUUAUUAUUAAUAUAACAUGUUAUAUUAUUAUACGACGCGACGUGUAUCGAUGAUGUCGCUUCCGUUGUCCGUUGAUUGUAAAUCAUUAUAAUAUUAUACACUCGUACUGUACAUUGACAUAUAUUAAUAAUCAUCGUGUUUACGCAAACACAAAUGUUUAAUACUUUACGAUUUAUGAUAACGUACACGAACGUUCGUGUAUUUUCUAGUCUGGUUUUCAACAACUUAAGAUAAAUAUUGCUAACUCGCACAGAAUACACACACACUCACUUGCGCGCGAGCAUUUACCUUACGGCUUAUUAUUUCCCGUGUCCAGUCGUUCGAUAUUAAAAUAUAAUAAUAAUAACAAAAAGCAGCAAAAUCACACGACAUCGAUAUUCUCUCCGUCCUAAACAUAAAAUUAUACAAAUGCGAUAGUAUUUAAUAGUAUAAUGCUAAAUAGUGAUAUGUGAUGUCUCAAACAGAUGUUAUUUAACGAACUACGAUAUUAUUCGUCUCUUCUGGUUUGAUAUCCGAGUAAAGAUAUCAGUUAUAUUUUUGGCGUUAUGUAUUCGGUUUUGAGAACAGGUAACGAUCGUGGUUGUUUUGCAUAUAAUAACCAUGCUUACAUAUCAUGUUACAGAUACAUAAGCAAUGACUCCGGUAUCGUGUGACAAAAGGUAUUAAGUUCAUGACAAAUAUCUUUAAAACAUUUCUUUCUUUUAAUAUUUGUAUUUAUUUGAUCCGAUGAUAAUUUCUUAA